Messenger RNA from Caenorhabditis angaria, 820 nucleotides. NCBI's taxonomy places the organism in Eukaryota, Metazoa, Nematoda, Chromadorea, Rhabditida, Rhabditidae. The record is from the annotation of a GenBank genome assembly.
AUGACGUCGACUGAAGAAGAUUGUUUUUUCAAUAUUGUAAGUUCCACAAUAACAGGAAAAAUAUAAAAAAAACUUGAUUUCAGAACUGCGAAUUUGAAACAAAAACGAACAAAUAUAAUGUCGAAAAACUAGUUGGAAAAGGUGGAUUUGGAGAAGUUUAUAAAAUUAGGAAUCAGAAUACUGGACAAUCAUUUGCUAUGAAAUUAGAAAAUAAAGGAGAAAGGAAGAGAACUGAAGCUCAGAAUGGAAUUGCGGAUAUUAAUUUUGAUGCACUCAUCAACGAAAAACAAUCAAAUUUUGAAAUUUGUGGAAAGAGGACACUUGGAAGGAGAUCGAUUCUUCAUUAUAAUGGAACUAGCUGGAAAAUCAAUUUCCGAAUUGAAAAACCGCUGCAACGAAAAGCGGUUCGAAGUAUCAGUUGGUUUAUCAAUUGCAAAACAAUGCUUAAGAGCGUGUCAAGCACUCCACAUGGCUGGUUUCAUUCAUCGCGAUGUUAAACCAUCCAAUUUUGUUUCUGGACUUGGCCAAAACAAAACAACAAUAUUCAUAAUUGAUUUCGGAAUCGCUCGUAACAUAAUAAAUGAUGAACAUCAAUUGAAACCUCCUCGUGGUUCUGUUCGAUUCAAGGGAACAGUCAAAUUUGCAUCAAUAUGUUGUCAGAUUUUCGACCCCCUGCUCUGGUGAAUUGAUACAAAUAAUGCGAUAUAUCGACAACCUGUGUUAUGAAGACAGUGUUAAUUAUGAAUCAAUUUAUGAAACACUUCGCAAAGCUUGUGAAAUUGUUGGAGGAAAUAUAGAUGAAUCAUAUCAUUGGGAAUGA